This is a messenger RNA of Lymnaea stagnalis (great pond snail), 2988 nucleotides long. The record is from the annotation of a GenBank genome assembly. NCBI's taxonomy places the organism in Eukaryota, Metazoa, Mollusca, Gastropoda, Lymnaeidae.
UAUUAGCCCAUAAUAUUAUGGAUACUAAUAAUAGUUAAUAGUAAUAGUAAUGUAGUUAAAAAGAGUACUGUAUAGUCAAUAUUAUUAAUUUAAUUUUAGGCUUAUGUCGUGAUAAUUUUAAAUUAAAGACAUGGCUGAUAUAGGAUGGGGAGCCCUGGAAGAUAGUGAAGGUUUUGGUGCAUUAGGAGAUAAUAUAGAUGAUUAUAAAUUGCUUUUUAAUAAUGACCUAAACGAGCUGAAAUCAACAGUUCAAAAUUUAAAACAUGCUGCGCACGGAAUGAUUUUUGCUAAGAAACCCAAUCUGCUUUGGGAUCUCUAUGAUCAAAAAGGAUAUGUCAUGGCGAGUACUAACAAUGUUUUAGUUUAAUCUAACGGGAAUAUGUCUGAAGUCUCUCCCCCCUCCAAAAAUCACAAGUAACAAAGACAAUUCAGGUAUUGUCAUCCAAUCAGAUCUGAAACUGAGAUGUCAGUGCUUUCAAACUUUCAUCAAUAACAAACACAGAUUCAUUAUAAGAUAAUGCAUAAGUCGUAAGGUCAGAUGGAUGAAUAAAUCAGAUAAUUGCAUUAGUAUUAGUGCAUGCAUAUUCAUAAAAUUAAUUCCAUUCAAAUUUAUUUUAAUUUUUAAUAAUUAAUACUGGUACUAGGAAAAAAAUUCUUUUCUGUAACCUUUUACUUUUGAAAACUUUUCUAUAAAUAACAAUAUAUAAAAUCAUUUUCAUUUAUUUUAUAUGAAGCUAUCUGGCUGUAAAUCACUGUAAUUGAGAAUUUAUUAAAUUAAGACUAUAAUUUGUAGUUUUGCUGGUUUUGUCACUGUUACAAAAUCAGCUAAACUACAAAGUUAUAUGUUUUUAUUUUGUAACUAUACUAUAUAGCUGAUAGAUCAAAUAGACCAGAGCUUGUUAACUUGGAUGCAACAGACAACUGUCCCACUACCUACUACUAGAUUAUUACAGGAACUUUGUCCCCCAAACUUUAACUUGGGGAGGCCUAUGUAAAAUUUUGUUGACUGUGACAGCCAAUCAUUUUGAGAGCUUGUUGACAAUAUAUUGGCUGGGGACAUAGAAGUCUUGGGCUCUCACCAAAAAAUAAAUUAGUAUUAGUUGAUAGAUCAGAAGAUGUGAUGAGAAAAAAAAGAAAACCCUUGUACUUGUAUUCAGUUGGGAAUUUAAAACAGUUCAAAGAUAUAAAUUUCUAUUACUGGUAUUAGUUGACAGUAUGACAGCUGUCAUAAAAUACAUUUGAUUAUGGACAAAAACAUUAUGUGAUUUUCUUUUUAUUGUUAUAUCAUUCUAUUAAUGAAACAGAUGCAAGUGAGAUUUGAUGGUCUCCUAGGGUUUCCUGGUGGUCUUGUGGAUGAUGGGGAAGAGCCAGUUGAUGGUAUUAAUCGUGAAAUGCAUGAAGAGAUUGGACUCGACCUUGAAAAAUAUUUCUUUAGUGAUGAACAUCAUAUCGCAUCAUAUUACCAUGCAGGGAAAGGAUUGAUUCUGCAUUUCUAUUUAAUGGAAGUCUCUCCAGAAGACUACUGUGAAUUAGAAUUGAAGACUUUAAGUGCAGUUGAAUAUGGAAUAGAGGUUAUUUGUUUUAUGUAUUAUUUGUUAAACUGUUUCUUCUAAAAUUUAAGCACCUGUAGUUUUAAAUACAGUUUAACAUAGUAUUCUUUUUUAAUUCUUUUUGUCAUAGUCAUUACUGUUAACUCUUCUCUUCAAUAAAUAGUUAUCACAUUUCCCAAUAUUUUUCCUUAUUCAUAAAUAAAUGCAGAAAACCUAUCUCUCUUUUUUUUCCCCAGACUUGUGGGAUAGUUCGAGUACCUUUGUUCACAAUGGGGGAUGGGGUCAGGGGAUUUCCUGCUUAUUUAGCUAACCAGUUUGCUGGCAAUGCAAGAUCCGAGCUAAUUAAAGGUUUGUUGGCUGCCCAACUGUUCAGUGAAAAAGAGAUGUCAGUAGCCCUCAAGGCAUAUAAAGAAUACACAGAGAGUCAAAAAAGCAAAAAGCUGUUAUAAUUAUAGUGGUGAAAAUAUAUUCAAAUUUAUUUGUAUGAAUACAUAUUUUUUAUAUGUUACUAUAAGGAUAAUUGCAAGUUUGGUAUACUUCAGUUAUCCGGUAUUUGAUAACACAAUAUAAAAUUAUAACAACAUUCCAAAUCUCAUGUGCAUUACUUUCAAAUAUUGUAAUGUAUGAUAAAUGAUAUAUUACAUUAUAUUUUAUUUAUGAUUAUGCUUUUUAUUUUUAAAGAAAAAAAUAGAAAAUUGAAAUUUUGUUAUUUCACAUAAUGUUUUCAAAAGUGGUUUUUCAACUUGGUUGUUAUGUACCCAACUUUUAUUACCUUAGCCUUAGUUCAGCUUUAAUUUUACAAGUGGCUUUUUAAGUGAUAGUAAAAAAAAAAUGUAACAUGUUACAGUAUAAUGAAUUCAAUAUCACAUUUUUAAAAGGGAUUUUGAUCUGAAUAUCUUUCUUAGUGCCAAAUAUUUCUUAACAUUUUUUUAAUAAAUUUAAAUUUAAGCUAUCAGUACCUAAAGUUUCACAUUAAAUGUUAAAUAUCAUAGAAGAAUUGGGGGAGGAGAGUGUUAUUUCACUUGUACAUAGAGGGUGAAGUGUUUGUCAAAAAAUGUAUAUACUAAGAUAGCAACUGAAGGGAGGUGGAUAUGAGAGUAGAAAUUUGUUUGCUUACUUACAAUGUUUAGUUGGUUGAUUUGCAUGGAAUGUUGCUUUGAUUUUUGCAGCAAUGACAAAAAAGAUGAUCAUGUUAACCUAGCAUUAUAAUUAUAUUGAUGCUGUGCUGCUAAAUAAAGCAUUGGUCUACUAUUCAUUUUACAUUUUAAUUAGGAAGUGAGUUUAAGAAUUGUUGCAACUUUUUUCUUUAUUAGUUACUAGUACUAGUGUUUAUUUACAUGUAACUUGAGUAGGUAAUAUAAAUAUUUGAGGGUCUUAACUAUUUAAAAUUUAUGAAAUAAUUAUGUAACGGUAAUAAUUAAUAAAAGUUUAAAACAAU